UCAAGACGGCAGUUCGUAGCAGUUUCUUUAUUGUUCGUGAGAACGUUUGUGUUGUGAUCCGUCAGAGCCUCUGUGUGUCCGGAUAAACCUGUCUGAAUGGACUUUGUGCUGUUCACCUUUUCUUUCUGGAUGUUUUACCUCUGAUUCACCUCCCGGUAGACGACAAACACAUUCAAGUUAGCUUAGCAUGCUAUCUGGUUAGCACCGCGGCAUUAGUCAGAGUGAGUGUUUGAUGGAGAGCAAACUGUGUUUCUGACGGAGUUUGUGUGGAGAAAAAGUUGGUGUCACUGUGUGAAAAAUGUCUAAAGUCCAAACGGUGAGAGCGCUGGUGGAGCAGCGACUGACUGCGGCUGCUGAAGAGAUAUUUGGGCUGUUUGAAAGAACAAUAGCAGAGUACGAGGAGCAACUUUGUCGUUCAAAAGAGAAGAACGAGCGACAACAGAAACUACUGGACGCUGUUUUCAACCCUCAGCUUCACUUACACAGAGCAGACGUCCAGCAGCUGUUGGUGGUGAAGGAAGAGUUUCCCUCUGAGCAGCAGGAGAGGAGCUGCAGUCUGGACCAGGACCAGGACCAGGAGGAGCCAGAGCCCCCACACAUUAAAGAGGAACAGGAGGAACCUUGGACCAGUCAGCAGGGAGAGCAGCUUCAGGUGCUGGAGGAGGCUGAUAUCACCAAGUUCACAUUCACUCCUGUCCCUGUGAAGAAUGAAGAAGAUGAAGAGAAACCUCAGUCCUCACAGCUUCAUCAAACAGACUCUUCUGAACCUGAGACUGAUGACAGUGGUGAUUGGAAGGAGACCAGAGAUCCUCAGUCAGGUUUGAACUGUUUGAAAAAAGAUGGUGGUCCUGUCACAGAUUCCUCAUUUCAUGCUGGUGAGAAACGAUUUAGCUGCUCUGAGUGUGGGAAAAGAUUUGGCUACAAGAGCAGGAUGAAGACACACAUGAUAAUCCACACAGGAGAGAAACCUUUCAGCUGCUCAGUUUGUAAGAAAACUUUUACAGUGAGUGGAACUUUAAAGUCACACAUGAGGCUCCACACAGGAGAGAGACCUUUCAGCUGCUCAGUUUGUAAGAAAACGUUGAGACGAAUUGAUACUUUAAAGUCACACAUGAGUCUCCACACAGGAGAGAAACCUUUCAGCUGCUCAAUUUGUAAGAAAACUUUUACAGUGAAUGGAACUUUAAAGGCACACAUGAUACUUCACACAGGAGAGAAACCUUUCAGCUGCUCAGUUUGUAAGAAAACUUUUCCAGUGAGUGGAGCUUUAAAGUCACACAUGAGAACCCACACAGGAGAGAAACCUUUCAGCUGCUCAGUUUGUAAGAAAACUUUUCCAGUGAGUGGAGCUUUAAAGGCACACAUGAGAAUCCACACAGGAGAGAAACCUUUCAGCUGCUCAUUUUGUAAGAAAACGUUUACAGUUAGAGAUACUUUAAAGUCACACAUGAGACUCCACACAGGAGAGAGACCUUUCAGCUGCUCAGUUUGUAAGAAAACGUUUACAUUGAGUGGACAUUUAAAUGUACAUAUGAGACUCCACACAGGAGAGAGACCUUUCAGCUGCUCAGUUUGUAAGAAAACUUUUACAGUGAGUGGAGCUUUAAAGUCACACAUGAGAACCCACACAGGAGAGAAACUUUUCAGCUGCUCAGUUUGUCAUAAAUCUUUUACACAAAGUGGGAAUGUAAAGAAACACAUGAGACUCCACACAUGAGAGAAACCUUUCAUAAAUGUGCUGGCCGCUCGUCCUCAAAGUUUCAUCAAACUGAGGAGAACAAAGAGGCAGAGCCUCCAGCCAGCAGCCCACAAGAAGAGAUGCAAACCUCUUUUUAAAGGACUCGCUAAACUUUUUUUAAAUGCUUUAAAGCUUGUAGUAACUUUUAUAAAUUUUCAUUCUGUGUGUAUGAAAUUUACCUACAAUAUAAUUAAACAACACUUUCUUUUCCAUGAUGUGAUAUAUUAAUUUCCUUUCUGUUCAUUUUUGUUUUGUUUUACAAAACGAAAGUUCACAAUCUGACAUUUUAAUUAAAUAUUAGAUUGUAGAAGUGUAACAGUGACAACUUUAUUUUUUUCUAACAGCAAA
Centropristis striata (black sea bass) is the source of this 2086-nucleotide messenger RNA. RefSeq names its product gastrula zinc finger protein XlCGF57.1-like. Lineage: Eukaryota; Metazoa; Chordata; Actinopteri; Perciformes; Serranidae. Bases 299 to 1717 code for a protein of 472 amino acids. The transcript is spliced from 2 exons. Gene Ontology annotation, biological process: negative regulation of transcription by RNA polymerase II; regulation of cytokine production; regulation of immune system process. The record is from RefSeq and is a predicted model, not a curated record.